Molecule: messenger RNA, 216 nt
Organism: Bipolaris victoriae FI3
Lineage: Eukaryota; Fungi; Ascomycota; Dothideomycetes; Pleosporales; Pleosporaceae
Exons: 1
Coding region: 1-216 (71 amino acids)
Source: RefSeq, a predicted model, not a curated record
AUGAAGUUCCUCCUUGUCACAGCUCUCGCGUCUGUUGCUUUAGGGGCUCCCUCAGAUCCCUACCCAGCGCCCUGCGGACGAUCCGACCCCUCUGGAAUCUGCACCACCAAGGCAACUUGUUACGAAAAAGGCGGCUUUUGGGUACAGCGGGAUUGCACCUUCUACAACGUGCUCGAUAUCGGAUGCUGCUACUCUAUCCCCGAUAAGAAGAACUGA